UAAAGUAGGCUUGCAAAUUUCUGUGCCCCUAAAGUCAGUCGUAACUUCAAAAAUAGGCAGGGAAAAUGUAUUAUAUUUUGUUUCUGACAUUAUUUCAGGCUUUACAAAUAAACAAUGGGAUGCAUGUAGGACAGUAUCCAGAAGAAGUUGAAAAGAGAGCUGAGGAUAAAUACGAUGAACCAGAUGUUCAAAAGUUAGAUGUCGACUUUACUGAGGAUGAAUUGUCCCUUGCUCUGAGCAACUUAUUUUCAAACGAAUUGGACAUAUUGAAGAGCGCAAUAGUGGAAAACCAUAACCAAAAACGUGAAGCCUCAUAUGAUGUGCCAGAAGAAACAAAACAUUUUAAGCCGCAACGUCAUAAACUUUCUCGCAAAGGCUUCAUUAAAUCCGAGUCGGUUGAUCCCGUUCAAAGAAUCCAUCAAGACAUAGCAUCUUUAAGGAAGGAAUCGCAAAAACGAGCAGAAACAAAAUUGAACUCAAAAGUGAUACGCAAGAAACGAGAGGGUGCGGAUCCAAGCAAAAGUCGCAAAUGCAUACUACCUUUGUUUUAUUUCAAGAAGACUUCAUCAUCAAAACAAGCAAACAAGAAUGCAUCUACAGAUGGACAAUACAUAAAAUUACUUGAGGAUUCAUUCCCGAAUGAACCCGAAAGCAGUGCAAUCAAAAGCGACCAAAUUCUGGUGAGAGUUAAAAGAGUAGCUUAGAUAGCAGA
Hermetia illucens (black soldier fly) is the source of this 712-nucleotide messenger RNA. RefSeq lists its product as uncharacterized. The record is from RefSeq and is a predicted model, not a curated record. Bases 66 to 704 code for a protein of 212 amino acids. The transcript is spliced from 7 exons. NCBI's taxonomy places the organism in Eukaryota, Metazoa, Arthropoda, Insecta, Diptera, Stratiomyidae.